Messenger RNA from Aaosphaeria arxii CBS 175.79, 1715 nucleotides. RefSeq lists its product as uncharacterized. The coding region runs from base 83 to 1399 and encodes 438 amino acids. Gene Ontology annotation, biological process: mitotic spindle organization. NCBI's taxonomy places the organism in Eukaryota, Fungi, Ascomycota, Dothideomycetes, Pleosporales. The record is from RefSeq and is a predicted model, not a curated record. Gene Ontology annotation, cellular component: cytoplasm; dynactin complex. The transcript has a single exon.
GUAAACACGAAUUGGGGGGAAACACUCAUUUGCGUUCUGGUCUCAGAUACUGCUUAGUUCUUGGAAGCAGAGUGACAACACAAUGGCAGAAGCGUCGAAACCAAAGUACGAUAGCCUCCCAGGCAUCGACACCGCGCCCGAUGUGUACGAAACCCCCGAGCUUGACAACGACACCUCCACCAUUCAAGCUUCCACUGCCGUUUCCGACUCCGAUGCUGGCGACUCGGAAGAGGAUGAGGAGUCUACUAUCCGACAUCGACACCUACAGACAGACGAAGCUCGCAGUCGCUUUCAGCCCUCGAGAAUCGACGCUCGUGGGGUUGACUUCUCCGAUAACAUCAGCGCACAACGUCGUUCAUAUCGCACAUCUACUCGGGGAGCCCGGCGGCGUGGUGAAAUCUUGGGGGAGGAUAGUGAUGACGAGAAGGAGUCUUUUUCACGGAAACUUCUACGUCUAAAGAGGGAACUUCAUGAGUUGGAAGAGGAGUAUGAAGACAGAGUUCAGUCUGGUGAUAAAACACAGGUUGAAGAGAAGGAUCCCAAGGAGAUAAUGGAAUUGAUUAGCGAGAAGGUGGACUAUAUAUAUGCAAUGCGGAAAGGAGGCGUUCGUGGCGCGGAACCCAUACUAGAAAGGACGAUUGAGAAGUACAACAAGUAUCCACCGUUCGAGCCAUCUCAAAGGCUGACCAAAGCCAUUGAAAACCAACCACCUCUUCCUGGAAGUCAAGUGCAGAGGUCGCAGCUCGAAUUUGUGCUGAACCAGGCUGCGGAUUUUGAUACAAGGUUAUCGAAAUUAGAAGCCUCUUUGGGUCUCGACGGUAAUUCCAUGCCGGACACUGGCGAGAAUGCUCCGUUCCCGCUAUAUACAACCCUGGAAAAGCUGGAACAAACCGUCACUGCGAUUUCAGACGCAUCAACUACCAAUCUAGAAAUAGCCGCACAGAAUGUCAGGAAGCUCAUCACUGAAGCGGACACUCUCAAACAGAGCAAGCAGGAUUCCUUACAAUACGAAGGCGCAGCGUCACCGCCACCCAACGGAAAGCCAAUAGAUGCAAAGUCGCGCGCAGAUACGGACCAGGAUGCAAAGAUAAAUGCCCUGUACGGUACCCUUCCGUCUAUAGACAAGCUGUCACCCAUGCUACCUAUCGUUUUGGAACGGCUUCGAACACUUCGUCUUGUUCAUACUGCUGCAUGGCAGGCUGAUGAAGUGUUGACGGAGCUAGAGAAUCGGCAGUCGAAGCAGGAGGAUGAGAUCCAGAAAUGGGCAACUUCACUGGAAAACGUGGAGAAGGAUGUCAAAGAAUGUGAACAGAGCUUGCAGCAAAAUAUGAGGACGGUUGGUGAUUGGGUAAAGAAGCUAGAAGAACGCAUGGAAAACAUGCCCUCGAUUGCCCAAUAAGUUAUAUCCCUAAGAGCAGUGUUGAUGCAUCGCCCUUUGGAUGGAUGAGCCAGGAGUGUAGUCCUGCGACAGUUUUUUUAACAACAUGUUCAUAUGCAGGUCCCAAGUCAGGGGGCAGACGGCUUGAGAUCUUAAGAAAUCCCUGGAAGGAGUGGAUGACUCGACUAACCACAUAGCAUCAUAGCGGCGUUGCUUUCGAAGUCAUGAUUUCUCUAGAUACCCAUACAAUGUUAAUUCAAGAUCGGCAUUUGCUACGACAGCGUUCAUUACCGUCCUCUCUGUUUUUGAUGUCUUCCAAACCCAAUUGCAUGAGAGA